Messenger RNA from Dermacentor andersoni, 2158 nucleotides. RefSeq lists its product as uncharacterized. The record is from RefSeq and is a predicted model, not a curated record. NCBI's taxonomy places the organism in Eukaryota, Metazoa, Arthropoda, Arachnida, Ixodida, Ixodidae.
UCGACUGGCAAAAACGGGCGCCCUCUUCACGCUCGCCUCGAUCGUCCAACGGCGCGACACACAUACUGCGAACAGCUCUAUCUGGGCCCGGAAACACCUCUUCGCGAACGCCAUGGGUCGCCGAAGAAAGCCAUGAGGGAACGUAACUGCUUGGCUUCGUUUGCAACACUCCACCACCACACGCGCGGACAUCGACCAUGGGCUGCGGGGCGGCCAAGGCGGCGGCGCCGAAAGCCGAGGUGCCCGCACCGCCCGCACAGCCCGCGCAGCCCGCACCCCCAGAGAAGCCCCGUGCGGUCGCCUUCGACGUUCCCCUGGGCGACUCGCCGCCGGCAGCUCCUCCCGAGCGCUUUCAGAGGCGACCUGCCGACUGUCCCACGGUGACUGCCGAGGCGCUGCGUCAGAAGCAGGCCAAGGCCGAGCAGAGGCGCCAGGAGGUGUUAGAAGAGCGGAUCCGAAACUCAAAGAUGUUCUCCGACAAGGCGCUGCCUGUGGCGGUGACGUCAACCGAUGCCUAGCAGUAGUCAUGGCACUACAAGCACCACGCUGGGUUCCCUGCCAGGUGCAAGUUCCCAACCAGGGCAUGCUGUGGACGUCGCAUCGAGACGAGGCCAGAGGAGUGGCAAUUCUUCGCUUGCGCGCUUCACCCUGGACGCGACGCGCUUCUUCUGUCUGCAGGCCUGGAGUAUGACACUGGAAGCAGCGCAAGUUCUCCAAGUUGUGCACACAUGAACGCGGUUAUGCUCACCUUCUAUCAUACAUGGCAUCCUUCACAUUGUUGCUUGUCACACGACACUCGGAGAAGUAUGCAUGGAAUCAAGAACACCACGACACCCUUUCAGGCUUUCCAAACAUACCCUUUCGGUAAGAGCCCUUUGUACAAUCAUAUAAGUCACAAGUUUCAUAAGUCGAUCGUGCAGUGUCUGCAUGAAACAGUAUUAUAACGACAUCAUGCCGCGUGGCAACCCAGGGCAGGAAAAGAAAGAAAUAUGCUGUUUUCGUUGAUGUUUGUUAUCAAAAGAUGCUGCUGAGCAGAAAAAAAAAGGAAUUGCCCCAAUACGACGCACUGUUAGAAUCUGUGUAAGAAACAUUGUUUUGUCUCGCACUCAUGUUAAGCGUGUCGUUUUUUACUGUUUUACUGGCGCAAAUGACCAUUUCAAUGGUCUCGAAGUGCUAAGCUGCCACGAGCGAUGGUGCGAAAUAAUGCGCUUCUAGAUGCGUUCGCACGUUUGAAUCCUCUCAAAGCGCAUGGCUGCCACAAGCAGAACAGAUCGGUAAAAACUGAGCAACCAUGAGCCAUUCAAAUCUUCCGCCACGCAAUGCGGUCGUUUCUUUUGUUUUCAGCAAGUUCUACCACACACAAGAGUUGGGGGAGAGAGAGAAUGAGCUCUUUGUUGAAAUGCAAGUAGUUCUACCAGUGUAUAUGCAUGUAGGCACCUACAGAAAGGCCUGAGGAUGAGGAGGGCGGGAAAGGAAAUAAAAAGAAAGAUAAGAUACGAUCGAUGUACGUACACGUGAGACAAAGGUGAUGGUUUUGAUGUAAACAGCUAGCUUAGAACUUUUCAUUUGAGCCAAUGUCUUGACGGAAAAUGAGAAAGUAAAGUUUAAAGCUUGAUGUUGCUUUGAAGGAGAAGGCAUAGGAACUAAUGUAGUAUACAGGGACACUAAUGUCGCCCUGUGAUUCUUUGUAACAACGUUACACGAGCCGAAAUUAUUUUAGUAUCCAGCCCUUUUAGAAGUGUUUGUGCGUUUCUAAGCAUCAACGCGCAUUUCAAUAGUCUCAAAGUGCUAUUGCUGCCACGAGUGAAGAGCGGUAAAGAUGAGAAUUAUGCGCGGACUUUAAACGGACAUUAAAGGACUCGUAUUUGGUCACCUGUGGGAACAGAUUUCUCCCAGUUGAAGAACAAGAGAGGGUGGCGCUACCUUCCAAUUUUGUUGAGGCCUACACUGCAACGGAAAAUUGCACUGCGACGCGUGCGUCUGCAUCGUUAUUUAUAUAUUUUUUUGCUCCAAUUCCAGCAUGGGCAAGUCCGGUUCUUACUUCUUCGAAUCCAUAUGUUCAUUUGUAUACAUGCACAUUCAAAUACAUGCACACAAUGAAGUGUACCUGAAGAGCCUUCUACAAAUGAAGAAAAUAAAACCUGCAACGCUCAAACUA